UAAAAACUACAGAAAUGUGUACAAACUUUCAUAACGUGCUAAAUGGGCAUGGUGAUUGGGGGUGUGGUCACACAAGUGGGCGUGGUGAUUACGGGCGUGGUUGCACAAAUGGGCGUGGUACCAAAAGUGGUACCUGGACUAUGGAAAUGUGUCAGGCACAUGAUUGAGAGAAAGUAGCGACUUGUACAAACAGCUCCCCAUAGUCUUGCGCUGCUAUAGUUACUGCUGUGACACUCAGGCAAGAGAGUUGCAGUUGGACAAGCUGUAAGGAAUACAGGGGUCAGGCUGGUGGAUAGGGAUCAGUAAAGAGCAGCCUCAGGAUAAUAAUAUACAGCAUUAGCCACUGGGAAGGGACUGGAGACAACUGUCACACUGUGUAUAACUGUGUCACACUGUGUAUAACUGUGUAUAACUGUGUAUUACUGUGUAUAACUGGGUAUUACUGUGUAUAACUGUGUAUUACUGUGUAUAACUGGGUAUUACUGUGUAUUACUGUGUAUAACUGUGUCACACUGCAGAGUGUAAAUGUGCCCGUGGAAUGAGUGUGACACACGUGACUAAUAAAGGUCGGGCAGCUCAGCGCUAUGUUUGCGCAAGGAAAGCAACGACCUGGCAGCUCCUCUCGCUCGGGAACAGUUUGAGCCCAUGAACUCCUCAAGCUCCUCCUCCGAGGCUUUCGCUGAUACAAAUCUAGUAGCUCCGCGCCGGUACUGAGUGACAGACACUUCUGCUGCAGCCGCUGCCCGACACCAACACUCACUGAGGAGGAGAAGCGACUGAGCAGCAGCUGUCUGUACCCAGCGCCGGGCGCAAACACUUAGCACCGGCAGCAACAAGAGAGAGAGAGUAUUGCCAGGAAUAAGGAAUCUGGCAGUUGGUGUUAAAGCCCCAAAGAGAAGCAGUACAAUGCAGUUUGCAGCCCAGAUCUGGCUGAGAGCGACUGUCUCGCUGUUCAUAGCUCAGUCAGUCGUUACAUUGGUUAUUCCCAAUGCCACGCAGCUGGAAGGUCUCCUGGAAAAAUACAUGGAUGAAGAUGGCGAGUGGUGGACGGCCAAGCACAGGGGCAAGAGAGCCAUCACUGAGAGUGACAUGAAUCUUAUACUGGAUCUGCACAAUAAACUGCGCGGGGAAGUGUAUCCUCCAGCCUCCAACAUGGAGUACAUGGUAUGGGAUGUGGAACUUGAAAGAUCUGCAGAAGCCUGGGCUGAAACAUGUCUAUGGGAACAUGGGCCAGCUGAUUUACUUCCAUCAAUUGGGCAGAAUUUGGGUGCCCAUUGGGGAAGGUACAGGCCACCUACGUAUCAUGUCCAGGCUUGGUAUGAUGAAGUGAGAGACUAUACAUUUCCUUAUCCACAAGAAUGUGACCCAUACUGCCCAUUUAGGUGCUCGGGUCCUGUCUGUACUCAUUAUACACAGCUGGUAUGGGCAACAAGUAGCAGAAUUGGCUGUGCUAUAAACUUGUGUCAUAACAUGAACGUCUGGGGACAGAUUUGGCCAAAAGCAAUAUAUCUUGUGUGCAAUUACUCUCCAAAGGGUAAUUGGUGGGGUCAUGCUCCAUACAAACAUGGGUAUCCUUGUUCUGCUUGCCCACCCAGCUAUGGAGGAGGCUGCAAGGACAAUCUCUGCUACAGAGAUGGGACAGAUUUGCAUUAUCCCCUUCCUGAACCCGAACCUGAAGAAGAAACCAAUGAAAUUGAGAGGCAAAGUUCAAAAGUUCUUGAUACCACCUCCCAAAGCAGAGCUCGAACCAACUCCCCAACUUCUUCUACCAGGGUGGAGAGUUUCGAUAACAAUGAAGUCAUCAGCACCGAACAAAUGUCUCAAAUUGUGUCGUGUGAGGUGCGGCUGAGGGAUCAGUGUAAAGGGACAACAUGCAACAGAUAUGAGUGUUCUGCUGGCUGUUUGGAGAGCAAUGCCAAAGUUAUUGGAAGUGUACAUUAUGAAAUGCAAUCAAGUAUCUGCAGAGCAGCAAUACAUUCUGGAGUUAUAGACAAUGAUGGUGGAUGGGUAGAUGUCAUGCGGCAAGGAAGAAGAAAUUACUUUAUAAAAUCGUUCAGAAAUGGAGUACAAUCCAUAGGAAAAUAUCAGUCUGCUAAUUCCUUUGUGAUCUCCAAAGUCUCCUUUCAGGCUGUGACAUGUGAAACAACAGUUGAACAGCUGUGUCCUUUCCAGCCCCCGACCACACACUGUCCCAGGGUCUAUUGUCCGCGCAGUUGUGAACAAGCAAGUCCACAUUAUGCACGUGUGUUUGGAACAGGAAUUUAUUGUGAUAUUUCAAGUAUCUGCAAGGCUGCUCUGCACGCAGGGGUACUUCGCAACCACCAGGGAGGCUAUGUGGAUAUUAUGCCAAUGGACAGAAAGAAACAUUAUUUUGGAUCAACUCAAAAUGGAAUAACAUCUGAAAGUUUGCACAACCCAAUAGAAAGCAAGGCAUUUAGAAUAUUUGCUGUAAUAUGAAGGCCGGCCUGAAGAUAAGCAGGAACUCGAAAAGAUGACAAAUCAUGAUGUAUUUGUUUGUAUAAAGAUGUAUUGUUAAUGUACAGAAAAAAAUGACCUAUACUGUCCUAAUGCAAAACUAACUGACGCUAGUAAUUAACACUUUAUUUAAAGAAAGCAUAUUUUGGAAUGAAAAACACCAUGUGGGUAAUGUUUUGCUAAUUCUGCCUGUAUUAUAGCAUGUAUUGAGUAUUACUUUUUUUCUAUUUUGUAUCUAUGAUUGAAUGCAUAAUGUAUAGUUUUUAGAUUUUGGGAAUUUCAGUGUCUUUAGAGUUUGCUGUGAUGUCAUAUUACUGCUUAUAGAUCUGAUUUACCCAGCACUGCCUUCAUAGGCUGUUCAGAAGUCAGGCGCUGACAUCACAAUGUGGUCUAUCCUGAAAUUCACAUAUUAAAGGGGUUGUUCACCUUUAAAUAAACUUUUAGUAUGAUGUAGAAAGCGAUAUUCUGGAUCAAU
Xenopus laevis (African clawed frog) is the source of this 2950-nucleotide messenger RNA. It is a transcript of the gene crispld1.L, whose product is annotated as cysteine-rich secretory protein LCCL domain containing 1 L homeolog. The record is from RefSeq and is a predicted model, not a curated record. NCBI's taxonomy places the organism in Eukaryota, Metazoa, Chordata, Amphibia, Anura, Pipidae. The transcript is spliced from 15 exons. Gene Ontology annotation, cellular component: extracellular region. The coding region runs from base 907 to 2457 and encodes 516 amino acids.